AUGAGCAGCAGUCACGGUACCACCACCACCGCUGCUGAUGCUGCUAAUGUUGUCGCUGUUGUUGUUGAGGGAGAAGCGACGACGACAAAAGCGGCGAAAGAGAACAAGCUGAAGAAGAGAGAGACUUUAACGGAUGAAUACGAACCACCGUUUGGAUUGCGCAACGUAGAUUGUAUUUCUGUUCGUAGAUUGAACGUUUUGGAUGCGUUUUUUAAAGAUGAUGAUGAUGAUGAUGAUGAUGAUGAUGGAAACAACAAUGACAACAUUGCAUCGCAACUGAACUCUAUCGAAGUGUACUUCACGUUGAAACGAAUCGUGAAAGAUUCGUCCGUCUUUCUCGGGGGUGGCAUUAGCAAAUCUUCAAAACACGAACAGAACUCGAUUCGCGUGUGCGACGAUUCGUUGAAAACGUUCACAUCGAAAGCCAUAUCGUUCAAAAAAGAUAAUAAAUCGGUAUGCGAUCCAGAUUGGGAUAUAUUUGAGAAAGAGCAAAGACGGUUUCGAGAGGUGUUGGAGAGAGACGGUAUCGACGACGACGAAGAAGAAGAAGCGCUCGUGCCGGGACUGUUUGAGUUCGCGGUGUAUGGGAGAAGGGUGAAGGAACAUACGAGCAACUCCUCGAACGAGAGCAGUUCUUCACACGACGACGACGAAGAAGAUGAAGAAGAAAACGAAAAGGAAAAGGAAAAAGAAGAAAAGAAUCGACGAAGAAGACGGGGCAAAACAUCAAUCGAAGACAAAUCGAAAGAAAACCUCUUGCACAAAGCGCUCAUCUCCUUUCGCCAUGUAAAGAGAGCAACUGCGCAAUUGAAACAACUCUCGCAAAAUUCUCGAGUGCCAGUGGUUGUGUUGAGAGUAAAAUCGAGCAGAAGGAACGGGGCGAUGACGUAUUACGCGAGGGAUAUUCGAGACGUGAAAGAAUUCGAGAAUUUAGACGUUAGAGAGAAGUUGUUGAGGGAGGAGGAGAAUUUGCACGAAAUGUAUAAUGGCAGUCAUCACGUGAAUAACAACAAUGGAAAGGAGAACGAAUCUCACAAAAACGAAGACGAUAUCAGUUCUGAAACCACUGGUGGAGGUGUUGUCAUUACGGAUGAUAUUCUCGCCGCGAGUAAGAAGAAAGGUAGAACGAACAGUUUAGAUGAACGCGAAUUAGUGGGAUUAGUGUCAACGAUGACGCCAAAGACAGCAACGGCGUCUGCAUCGUCGCCUUUUUCGUCACCGUUUCGAGGUGGCCCUUUCGGUAGUGGUGGUGAGAGAGUUGGUGACAUCGUAAAAGCUGCUUCGCCGCAAUCUAAAGCGAGAAAUGCGAAUUUUAACUACAGAGAAAUCCUCGAGCAAUCCGUGCAAAAGCUAAACACGGAAAAUGCUUUACAAAGCAUCUCGAAAGUCAUGCUCGCGAGUGACCGUCGUGAAGAAUUGAAGCAAGGGAAACUUAUAUUGCAAUUAAAGUUGGAAGAAGAACUUCGCAAUAAUCGUCACAUUUCGCAAAAGACGCAGUUCUUGUUUGAGAUUGAACAAAAACGAGCUUCAUCGGAGAAGAAAGCGGACGAGUUGAAGCGCGCUUUAGAGAGCGGGCAAAAGCAAAGCUCUCGAUUGGAAAAGUUAGUCAGUGUGAAAACGGAAUCGAUACGAACGAAACGAGAGUUAUUGAUGAAAAAGCGUCGCCAGUUGGAUGAAUUGCGGAUGCACUUGGAAGGUCCGGAAAUCGACGGUACCUUACGCCGCACGGUUUCCGCGCUGCAAAAUAGAAGAUGGCAGUUGGUCAGAGAUUUAGCCGAGGCGUUUCCGACGAAGAAAGUGGGGCAGAUGUCGGCAGCUGUCGCCAGACCAUGGGCUAUAUGUGGUUUAAAAUUGGAUUUAGCGGAUCGGUUGUUAGGUCCGACGAGUGAUUCGAGUAGAAAGCAGCACCAACAUCCAGACCAACAUCAGCAGCAAAUGCUUCUGCAAAGCGAAAAAGGCACGACGGAGAAUGUAAAGUCACUCGUUUCGAACAGUGCGAGUGGUGGUCUAGAGGAUGCGAGGAAUAUAAAAAACGUGAACAACGCCGAUAAACCUGCCGGCAAUCAACUCUUCCAAACUUUAGCGACGUUAUUCGGGUACGAGGACGACGAAGACGAGGAGUUUCUCAACGCCUCCGAAGCAGAAUCGAGAGAUGGUCGCGCACGAGGAGAGAAGAGGAAUACGAAUGCGACCGACUACACGCAGUUUCACUCGUCCGCAGCGAGAGAUGACGCUGAGGUUGCCGCCGCAGCGCUAGGCACGGUCUGUUUACUCGUCGCUCGUCUUUCGUCCAUCUUUGAUGUUCCGUCUCGGUACCCGUUGGCGUUUGGUUCAUCAAGGUCGUUCGUAGGUGAUUUGAAGGAGAUCAAACGUGAGAACGAGAGCACCAGCGAUUCGAACAGGAUGGAAACUUCGCAAAACAAUGGCGACGACAGCAGUAGUCCGAAUCUACUCCUCGGUUCGCCACAGAAAAAGAAGAAAUCUUCGUCCUCGUCAAUCACGUUGACCAAAUGGCGAAGAGUUGAGUUUCCUCUGUUUCUGGACGAUCACGCAAAGGCAACUGGAGACGCUCGGAGGUUUGCGUACGGCGUUUUUUUGUUGAACAAGAAUGUGCAGCAGAUUUUAGACGCUUACGGUUUAGAAUCCAGAGGUCCUCGGAAGACUUUAGAGAACGUGGCGAGAAUUUUCCAACACGCCGCAAAACUUAGCAAAGAGAAUAGAGCAAACUAG
This is a messenger RNA of Bathycoccus prasinos, 2730 nucleotides long. RefSeq lists its product with no specific name. The transcript has a single exon. Gene Ontology annotation, molecular function: SNARE binding. Gene Ontology annotation, cellular component: endosome; lytic vacuole. Gene Ontology annotation, biological process: SNARE complex assembly. NCBI's taxonomy places the organism in Eukaryota, Viridiplantae, Chlorophyta, Mamiellophyceae, Mamiellales, Bathycoccaceae. The record is from RefSeq and is a predicted model, not a curated record. The coding region runs from base 1 to 2730 and encodes 909 amino acids.